AUGCGCGAAGUGAGCGACGCCGACGCACAGAAGGCAUUCGAUUGGUUCGUUGCCGAGGGAAUGCAGUUUCACUUUGGCACGAACGACGCGGAAGAUCUGACCGAAGCACAAGUGCUGGAGCAGUGCCGCAUGUAUAUUGCCGCGGUUCGUUUGGCCGAUCACUUCGGCUGCGAGACGAUCGGCAUUCAGUACCAGCAAGGGCUGAAAGACAUGACCCCGGCCAGUGACUUGGUCGAGGGAACGCUCAACAGCACGCAUCGCCCCCCGGUGUUCGAUCGGGAUGGUCAGCGAGAACUGUUUGCCGGACAAAGCAUCCCUCACUUCAACGAAGUGGACGAAUGUGCGGGGCUCGAUGCGGUUCUCAUUCAACGUAUUCACAAGCAGCUAAAUCAGCCGGUUGAAACGACGCUGCAUGAUCUUCGCUGGGGCUGCCCCGACGCGUCAGGCACCACCGACGAUUACGUCUGGGUGUUCGAGAUCUCGGGCUCGGCACCUGCGGAACAUCUCGGGGGCUGGAAACAGUGCCACGGGUAUCGCCAGCCGCCAAUGUACUUCCCCAAGGGUGGUUCCACACUGUCAGGCAUUUCCAAACCAGGCGAGAUUGUUUGGUCGCGUAUCUACGUCGCGGACGACGCACUGCACAUGGAUCUCGGGCGUGGCGAAUCGAUUUCUUUGCCGGCGGAAGAAACGCAGCGUCGGCUCGACGCGACGACAUCGGUUUGGCCGAUCAUGCAUGGAGUGACCUACGGCGUGACGCGCGAUCAGAUGAUGGCCAAACAUCAAGCGAACCAUGUGCAAGUGGUGUACGCGAACGACGCGGCCGCCGCUGAUGAAGCCAUGUGGACGCGAUGGCACCCCUUGGAAGCACGGAGCGUAACGAUGGCGGCGAGUCACUUUAUUGGCGUCGAUGUCGGUACCGGAAGUGCACGAGCCGGCGUGUUCACCACCGACGGAAAGAUGCUCGCUUCGGCGGUUCAAGUCAUCACCAUGUUCCGCCCCAAAGCGGACUUUGUCGAGCAAUCUUCCCGCGACAUUUGGCGAGCCGUUUGUCACUGCGUGAAGACUGCCAUCGCCGAGGCCAACAUCGACGCCGCUUCGGUGAAGGGGAUCGGCUUCGAUGCGACAUGCUCGUUGGUUGCUACCGACGCCGACGGAAAUCCGGUCACUGUCAGCCCUGAUGGAAACGACGAUCAAAACGUGAUUGUCUGGAUGGAUCACCGCGCCAAAGAGCAAGCCGCGCGGAUCAACGAAGGGGAGUAUUACGACGUGCUGAAGUACGUCGGCUAUAAGAUCUCGCCCGAGAUGGAAACCCCGAAGCUGUUGUGGCUGAAAGAAAACCUCCCGCAAACAUGGCAGCGUGCCGAGAAGUUUUUCGACCUGCCUGACUUUUUGACCUAUCGCGCGACGGGGGACGAGACGCGUUCGCUUUGCAGCACCGUCUGCAAAUGGACCUACCUCGCCCACGAACAGCAUGCCGGCGGAACUGGCCGCUGGGAUACCUCUUAUUUCCAAGAGAUUGGCCUGGAAGAUCUAGCGGAAGAGAACUUUCGUCGAAUCGGUCAAACCGUGCAGCCGAUGGGCGCCCCAAUCGGCAGCGGCGUGAAUGCCACCGCCGCCGCGGAACUGGGCGUACCGGUAGGAACGGCCGUUGGUGUGUCGAUCAUUGACGCCCAUGCUGGUGGGAUCGGAAUGAUUGGUGCGGCGCUGGAAGGCGUUUCGCCAAGUGCCAGCGACUUGGAGCGACGCCUGGCCCUGAUCGGCGGGACAUCAAGCUGCCACAUGGCGGUCUCGGCCGAACCACGAUUCAUUCAAGGGAUUUGGGGCCCGUACUACUCGGCCAUGAUUCCCGGAAUGUGGCUGACCGAAGGAGGCCAAUCGGCGACUGGAGCGUUGAUCGACUUUGUCAUUCAGAAUCAUGGCGCGUCGGCCGAACUUCAGCAGCAAGCCGAAUCCUCAGGGAAAAGCGUCUACGAAGUGCUGAACGAUCGACUUGAUACGCUGGCCGAAGGAAAGAGCGUACCGGCUUCGCUGACCCACGAACUGCAUGUGUGCCCUUACUUCCACGGCAACCGAUCUCCCUGGGCCGAUCCUUCCCUGCGCGGCAUGGUCAGCGGAUAUGCACUUUCGGCAACGCUGGAUGACUUGGCGCUGUUAUACCUGGCCACCAUUCAGGCAAUCGCCUACGGCACGCGGCACAUCAUUUCUGAGAUGAACAUCGCCGGCUAUCGGAUCGAUACCAUCUUUGCGUGCGGCGGUGGGACGAAGAAUCGUGUCUUCCUGCGCGAGCACGCCGACAUCACCGGUUGCCGCGUUGUGCUGCCGAAAGAGCCGGAAUCGGUCCUGUUAGGUAGCGCGAUGCUAGGAGCGGUCGCAUCAGGCGAGAAGCAAGACCUGCUGGAUGCGAUGGCAACGAUGAGCGCCGCCGAGACAAUUCUUUCGCCCACCCGCGGCGCGACCGAGACGUAUCAUCAAGCGAAGUACGACGUGUUUCACCGGUUGCACGACGAUCAGUUGGCCUAUCGAAAGCAGAUGCAAAACGCGCCGCAAUAA
Messenger RNA from Symbiodinium sp. CCMP2456, 2550 nucleotides. The record is from the annotation of a GenBank genome assembly. Lineage: Eukaryota; Dinophyceae; Suessiales; Symbiodiniaceae.